Trichogramma pretiosum is the source of this 3406-nucleotide messenger RNA. RefSeq names its product low-density lipoprotein receptor-related protein 2-like. The coding region runs from base 59 to 3208 and encodes 1049 amino acids. The transcript is spliced from 6 exons. NCBI's taxonomy places the organism in Eukaryota, Metazoa, Arthropoda, Insecta, Hymenoptera, Trichogrammatidae. The record is from RefSeq and is a predicted model, not a curated record.
UCAAUUUCUACAAAUAAACGCUUUGAGCAAGUUUAAAAAAUUUAUUUAUUUAAAAAUUAUGAGUGCUCCAAGUGCUCCACAGCUCGAGCAGAUUCAAAUUUUCAAUGAAAAUUUCGAUGCCGAGUCGGUUUCUUCCUUCGUUGAGAAACGUCACGAAGAGGAUUAUAGAUACAAACGAUUUGGAUUCAGAACGAAAUUUCAGACGCAAAGGGUAUUGAGGGAAAAAUGUUGCAAUUGUUACGUCGCAAUAACGAUUAUAGUCUUUCUUAUUCUACUCGUCAUCUUGGUUGCAUUAUUUGGAAAUAAGCAUUCUUGUGGCAUAUACCUAAGUACCCAUAAAAAAUUUGAAAAUUACGAUAAUUUCUCGGUCAAUAUUUCGCCAGUAAUUUAUUUACAAAAAAAAAGUGACUUGGUCUCAUUUGAGCUAUACCAUCAAUCUUUUUCUUACAUCUCAACAAACAGUACAGAAAAAGAGGUUAUUUUUGCAGCAAAUAUUGCAUUUUGGGUUGACCAAAAAACUCGAACUAUUCAAUCUUUUUCGAGAAAUUAUCCUAAAAUUGACUACCCAAACUUAUGGGAACCAGUGGCAAUAGAUGUAGAUUAUGUCAGUAAAAAAGUUUAUGUGAUUAACGCAGCAAAUAUGUCUAUAAAUGUCAUCGAUAUGUAUUCCAAAAUUUUCCGUGCCAUCAUAACAGGCCUUGAUAACCCUUGCGAUUUGGCGUUGGAUGCUAAUAAAGGCCUGAUCUUUAUCGUCGAAAAAUCAAAAUUGAUAAUUCGAGCCAAUAUGGAUGGUAGUUCCUCAAAACCAAUAGUACAAAUUGAUAGCGUAUCGAGUAUAGCAAUCGACCGGGAUAACGAAAUCAUCUAUUGGUCGAAUGAUUUUUCAAGUAUUGCCAGUUCGGACUACAAUGGACAAAGUGUAAUGAUAUUAGAAAAAAUAUCCAUGUCAAUAAGGAGCAGCGUUAUUUACGAAAACAAAAUAUUUUGGACAACGAAUAAUUCUCUGUGGUAUUGCAAAAUAUCCAAUAGAACUUGCGACAGUAACAACGUCCACAGCACUCCUCUCGCAGGGGCCAACCUUUUGAAAGUUGUACCUCGUUACAGUAUGAUGAAAAAUCCUUGCGAAGAACGCGAGGAACCGUGUGAGAAAUUAUGUUUACUUCGAGCCAGUGAACAAAAUUCUAAAGUACCUGAUUCCAGUUGCUGGAACCAGAAUUCUGACUCAAGUCAAUGUAAAGGUUGUUCAGAUGGAUAUCCGACACAGAUAGCUUCAACGAAAAAUUCAACGGGGGCUGACAAUCAAGAUUUAUCAAAUUCGCUAAUCUUGAGCGGUGGCAGCUCAAUAUUGAUACUUAAGUAUGGAAACGGUAGCAUCGUUACAUUAAAACAUGGAAUGAUGAACGAAAAUUUUCAUAUCUUCGAUGUGUAUUUGAAUGAAACUGUAUUUUGGGUAGACGAAAGCACUUCAAGUAUUAAAUCUUUAUCAAAUGACUUUUUGCCGAUAAAUUACCCCAAAAGAUGGAAACCAAAAGUAUUAAAGAUUGACAUAGGAAGUACUAACUUUUAUUUGAUUGACAGUGUUGCCAGUACAGUUAAUAUUAUUGAAAGGCAAGGAACACACAGCGGAAUUGUGAUAUCAGAUUUAGCAAAACCUUGUGAUUUAGCUCUAGAUCCUGUUAAAAGAUACAUGUUCAUUGCUCAGUACCAUGACUCGAUUUUGAAAAGUUCAAUGAGCGGAGAAAAUAUGACUGUUUUAGUGAGAAGUGUUGAUAUUUCCACGAUUGCUAUUGAUUACAAAACUCAGACUCUAUAUUGGGGUGCUGAUUAUGCAAGCAUCAAUAGCAUACAAUUCGACGGAAAUAAUCGUAAAAUUUAUUCAAAUGCCUGGUCAAAAAUUAGUAGUUUGGCAGUAAGCGGUAACAAAAUUUUUUGGUCUGAUAACUUGGCGUUGUGGUAUUGUGAAAUUUCAAGUAACUGCAAAAUUAAAAAUUUCGCUGGGAACGCCGGUAAUACCAAAAUUACCAAUGUUUUUUCUUACGGGGACUAUCAACGCAAUGUAAUAGCUGUCUGUAAAAUUAAAAAUGGUGAUUGUCAACAAAUUUGUAUACCAUCCGCUAGAAUGAAAUCGCCUGUUGGACGAGCUGGUGGGUACUACCCUUCCUGUGCAUGCAGCACUGGAUGGGAAUUACAGGCAGAUGAGAGAAAUUGUUCGCCCAUAAUGGACUUCAUGCUCUAUACUCAGAAAAAUUUGAUCAAGGGUCGUAUUCUCAACUCGACCAAAGCUUCGUUUACGGAAGCUAUUCUACCAACUGUGUUCCACACCGAAUCUCAAAUCUACAAAGGCAUGAUAGAUUUUGAUUUUGACAUUCGCUCUGGAAACUUCUAUUUUAACGAUGAUUUUAACAUUUAUGUCAUCAAUGUUUUCGAUGACAAAGAACAAAUAACUUUAGUGCACGUCAACGAAAGUUAUCAGCUCAAAGACGUCACUUAUGAUUGGAUAACAGGUGACAUAUAUUACGUACAAAAAUCUAACGACGUUGAAAAUUCGCACGUAUUAAUGGUACUGAAAACCUUGAAUAAUGUUCAGUAUCGUCGAAGUGUAAAUUUCUUCACGCACGACUUGAACUUCCCGAUGAAAGGAAGUCCUCACGCUUUGGUAAUACACCCAAAAUUCGGUUACAUUUACUAUACUGCUUGGAAUGCCACCCGCAAAGAUAUUCAAAGAACCAGUACCUUUGGUAAAGGUUUGAAAGAAAUAGCUUCGAUCGAUUAUCACAAUAUGUACCGGACGAUCGGCAUAGACUAUGAAAAAGAUAAAAUCUAUUAUCUGUUCAGCUCGUGGAAAGUAUCUCCUAUUCAUUACACCGAUUUAGAUGGUGUCGAAACUAAAAAAUUUAACGUCACCGAUAUACCAUAUCCAAUUACCAUUUUUAUCUACAAAGACUGGCUUUAUGUAAGUAACUCUACAAGCAUUUGGAGAUUUAAUAAGUAUGAUGGUGGCCAGGCUGAAAAAAUGAUACCGCGGUUUCCUUCCAUGGAAAUUAUAUCAGGAGUUAGAAUAGUUAGUCCAAGCUUACAACUAAUGUAUGAUAACAACCCUUGUACAAUAAACAAUGGAGGUUGUCAACAAUUUUGUUUCGCCAUACCGCAAAAAAUUUGCGCGUGCAAGGAUGACCAAAGUAUUAGAAAUGAUAACUAUUGUGCUUAAAUUAUAUACACCAAGUACGACCCUUUUAUCUUGUAUACAUUUAUUUUUCAAUUAUUUUAGUUGAAACUUUAUUGCGGACAGUAGGGCACUAUCGACAUAGAUAACUCAAUCUUUUAUGAUAAGUCCUAAGUAUACAUAAAGUUAUGUUUAAUUAUGAAAAUAUUCAUUUGAUUUUCACAAAUAAAAAAUCAAAGCUCA